CAUAAAUUCCAUUCGCAAUUAUCAUUCAAUUUGAUAUCUCAAAACCAAAACCCACCCUACUUGAUAUCUCAAAAUCAAAACCCAAAACCACCCUACUUUUCACUUCCCCACACCAUCAGAGGCGGAUCUUACUCAAUUUGUCUUAAAAGGAUUUUAUAAUCUUCUACCUGAAACUGCUUCCAGAUAACUACCAAAGAGCAACAUGACUUCCCUUUGCAAUCUUAUUAUUUUUCUUUCUGUUAUGAUCACACUAGUCUCCAUUUCGGUUACAUUUUUCUUCCCCAUUUCCAUUACAUUUUUCUUCCCCGCUUUCUCCACUGUGGAGACUGAUCAGGUAAUCCGAUUACCUAAUCAGCCCAAAGUUGAUUAUAAGCAGCACGCGGGAUACAUUACGGUUGAUGUAAACAACAACCGUAACCUGUUCUACUACUUCGUUGAGGCGGAAAAUGAACCUGCCUCUAAGCCGGUUGUUAUUUGGCUUCUCGGACUCUGCCGUGGGAGAAGGAGCAUUUGGUCAGCAUGGGCCGUUUAGACCCACCAUGAGGGGUUUGGUCAAAAACCCCUACAGUUGGAAUAAAGCGGCAAACCUGCUGUAUCUUGAUUCUCCUGCUGGGGUUGGUUUUUCUUACUCAACCAACCUUUCAGACUAUUUGCUUGUUACGGAUGAAAUGGCUGCGAGGGAUCACCUUGUUUUCCUUCAGCAUUGGUUCAACAAAUUCCCAGAGUUUAAGACCAAUGAAUUCUUCAUCGCAGGACAGGGCUAUGCUGGUCACUUUGCACCUCAGCUUGCCCAACUCAUCCUCGAAACUAAAUCCGAAAUAAAUUUGAAGGGGAUUGCUAUAGGAAAUCCUCUUUUGGACUAUGAUAAUGACUACAACUCGACGGCUGAUUUUUUAUGGAGCCAUGCACAAAUAUCGGACUUAACAUAUUGGAAGCUUAAGAAUAAAUGUGGUUAUGCAUCUAUUACAAAGGAGUAUAUCACUGAGAAAUCUACUAAAGCUUGCCAGGAUACUAAUACAAAGAUGUCCAUAGAAGUGAAUGGUUAUACCAACUCAUUCAAUGUGUAUGCUAACACUUGUCCAGCCGCACCAGAAAAUGAAGAAUACCUCCAGCAAACCGGAGAAAAAGCUUAUGUAUGCACUAGAGAUGCAACUAAUGCAUACAUGGAUAAACAAGAAACUUUAAAAGCUUUGCAUGCAUCACUGGUAGGAAUUCAAAAAUGGUCCAUUUGCAGCAAGGUUCUCUACUAUAAUCCCUAUGAGCAGUUCAACCCAACCAUCAAUUUACUAGGGACACUUGUUAGAUCAGGGGUUAGGAUACUAGUAUUCAGUGGUGAUAGUGAUUCCGUCAUUCCAUUUAUGGGGACACGGUCCUUAAUACGUGAAAUGGCGGAGGAUUUUGGGUUCAGGACUACAAGGGAUUAUCAAGCCUGGUUUCAAGAUGGACAGGUCGCUGGAUGGAGCCAAGUUUUUGAAGACAUCCUAACAUAUGCUACAAUAUUAGGAGAAGGACAUUCAGAUGGAGUUUCUCAACCGAAGAAUUCGCUUCUGAUGCUGAAGACUUUUUUGGAAGGAAAACCACUUCCAGAAAGGCACCCUUUUCCUAAGAAUGGGCAUAAAAAUUAAUAUAUUAGUGAUGUUUGAAAAAUUAUAUUGGACCAUCAUUGAUGUGCAGAUAUAAGAAUUCUAUUGAACAAAGUGAAAGAGGGGAAAUUAUGUAAGAUCAUGGUGGUUGUUGUUGUAUCAGAAGAAUCAUGUUUUAUUUUUUGUACGGACAAUUAUUUGCGCUUCAUUUGUGUGUCUUUUAAUGAUUGCAAA
This is a messenger RNA of Vicia villosa (hairy vetch), 1817 nucleotides long. RefSeq names its product serine carboxypeptidase-like 45. NCBI's taxonomy places the organism in Eukaryota, Viridiplantae, Streptophyta, Magnoliopsida, Fabales, Fabaceae. Gene Ontology annotation, cellular component: vacuole. The coding region runs from base 447 to 1625 and encodes 392 amino acids. Gene Ontology annotation, molecular function: serine-type carboxypeptidase activity. The record is from RefSeq and is a predicted model, not a curated record. Gene Ontology annotation, biological process: proteolysis. The transcript has 11 exons.